This is a messenger RNA of Mus caroli (Ryukyu mouse), 2815 nucleotides long. It is a transcript of the gene Ccdc13, whose product is annotated as coiled-coil domain containing 13. Lineage: Eukaryota; Metazoa; Chordata; Mammalia; Rodentia; Muridae. Gene Ontology annotation, cellular component: centriolar satellite. Gene Ontology annotation, biological process: non-motile cilium assembly; cytoplasmic microtubule organization. The record is from RefSeq and is a predicted model, not a curated record.
GCACAUGCCGGCGUCGGGAAGGGCGGAGGAAGUGCCCGCGGCCCUUAAGACAGACCCCGAAGCGCAGCCGCGGGCAAGAUGGCGGCUGAUGAGAGCUCGUCAGACACUCUGCGACUCCAGUUCAAGGCCAUGCAGGAGCUACAGCACCGACGGUUACAGAAGCAGAUGGAGAAAAAGAGGGAGAAAGAGCUGAGCUGUCAAAGCAAAGCUGACAACCAGGAAGGGCUCAUGGUGAUCCCAGAUGGCCUCAGCCUCCUCGACACAGAGGAGCAGAACCUAAAAAACAUAUUUGAAAAGAGGGUGUUGGAAGAUGAAAUCCAGCAUCUUCGCAGUGAGCUCCGGGAGACAGUCGAUGAGAACGGGCGACUGUAUAAGUUGCUGAAGGAGAGGGACUUUGAGAUCAAACACCUCAAGAAGAAAAUAGAAGAGGACAGAUUGGCCUUCACCGGGACGUCUGGGAUGGCUGGAGAUCUAGUUGCCACCAAAAUUGUUGAACUGUCCAAAAAGAACCGGGGGCUGAUGGCCGAGUCAGAGAGCGCGAAGGCCAGGAUAAAGCAGCUGAACAAUCGCAUCCAGGAGCUGGAACAGCAACUGCAGAUGACGUCAGCCAAGCCACCAGCCAAGGGGGCCACUGAUGCAGGGGCUAAGCCACUGAAGACCCAGACGGGAGACAGAGCUUUGCUGGAGACCCCAGAGGUGAAAGCUCUGCAGGACAGGCUGGCAGCCACCAACCUGAAGAUGAGUGACCUGCGCAACCAGAUCCAGUCUGCAAAGCAGGAGCUCCGUGUGGCCCAGAAGGUUCUGGCCAAUGAAGUUGGGGAAGAUGUAAACAUCCAGCAGCUGCUGGCCUCCCCGGGGACCUGGCGGGGAAGGGCUCAGCAAAUUCUAGUGCUACAGAGCAGGGUCCGAGAUCUUGAGAAGCAACUGGGACAGCGUCAGAACAAGCCUGCAGGUUCAUCGAGCUCUGAGCUGCCUCUCAGUUCAGACCCAAGGAAGAUGACAGCACAGGAGAAAAACCUACUGAAGAUCCGCAGCCUGGAGAGGGACAAGCAGGAGAGCUGGGAGAAACUGGCCAGCGAGCGGGACACCCUCCAGACAGAGCUGGAGGAGCUGAGAAAGAAGUUCGAGGGCAUGAGGUCUCGCAACAAGGUGUUGUCCAGCGAGGUGAAGACCCUCAGGAGCCAGAUGACGACCCUGGUGGAGAAGGGCAGGCAUGACGAUGAGCUGAUUGAUGCCCUUAUGGACCAGCUAAAGCAGCUGCAGGACAUUCUGAGCAGCCUGAGUGUGCAGGAGGAAUCGAGACGCACAUCUCAGCAGCACCUGGACCAGAAGGUCAACAGUGAGGCCCAACGAAGCAGCAGCCUUGUGGCCCAGCUGCGGGCCAUGGUGGUUGAUCGUGAAGCCAAGGUGCGGCAGCUGGAGCUGGAGAUUGGGCAACUCAGUGUCCAGUAUCUUCACGGUAAAGGAGGGGGUGAGGGGGCCAGCCCCACCGAUGCCAGGUUCCCUGAGGACCAGACCCCGAUAACCAACUCUCCAGCCUCAGCAGGCGAUCAUGUUGGCAGGCUUGGAUCUUCCCGGUCUGUGACCAGCCUGGGCCAUACACUUGUGGAAUCUGCUCUCACGAGGCCUUCCCUGCCCAGUCCCCAUGGGACAUCGCCCAGGUUCUCGGACUCCCCAGAACAAAAAGGCUGGCAGGCACAAGCUGCAGAAAUGAAGGCCCUCUGGCAGGCUGCUGAGGUGGAGCGGGACCGGCUCAAUGAGUUUGUCACUGUGCUGCAAAAACGGGUGGAGGAGAGCAGCAGCAAGCUGCUGGAAGCUGAGCGGAGACUGCAGGAGGAACGCCAGCGAGCUGUGCUGUUGGAACAGCACCUGGAGAAGAUGCGCCUGGAGCCAUCCAGGGCCUCGGUGUCCCAGAAAGCUAAGAACAAGCCAGGACCUCCUGCUGCUAGCACCAAGCCUAACUCAGCUGGAAGUGCCAAGAAAGACUCAUCCUCCACGCAGCUCUGCGAUAUGCCCAUGGAGUCCCAGAUACAGGAGCUGAAUGCCAGGCUGGCCAUCCAGAUGGAAGAGAACGGAAUACUGAGGGAUGCCCUGGGCAGUGCCCUGAGAGGGAAGGAGGAGGACUUCCGCAUGUACCACCAGACCCUGGGCCAGGUGAAAGGGGUCUUCCUGCAGGCGCUACGGCAGCAGAAAGCCAACAAACAGUAGAACACAGCUGUUAGCUCAACUCCUGGAGGACCGACACUUCAGGUUCAGGCAGCGCCCACUCGGCUCCUCCCAGAAGUGGUUUGGUGUCCUAGCAGAGCUGGCAAGCUGAGGAUACCUGAGCAGAGGCGGAGCCAGCCAUUCCCGGCUGGUGGCUGGUGCAUUUCCCUGAGCAGGUGCUGUUGUCCUUCCUUGCCCUAGGGCCUCUCCAGGGCCCUGGGAUGCUACGGGCUCUCCACACAUAGAUGAGCCCCUCGGUGCUUCCUGAUGGCGCAUCCACCUGGAGCCAUCUAGCCCUCCCCAGUAGCCCCUCACUCGGCCCUAGCACCCACUGGCCAUCCUGCUGUGCCCAGCCUCUCUGUGUACUUACUGCACAGGGCAGAGCCCUGAGCUUGGAACAACAAGUCUACUUUCACAGUCACGACAUCUCUCGUGGAGUGUGUUUGUGCCCCUGCCAGGGAAACCUGGCCCUUGGUAGAUAGGUCUUACAAGUGAGGGACCAGGCUUCCAAAUAGAAGUUGAGUCAAUAGGUCAUUCUGGUGGUCCUGAGUCCAAAGCUAGGGUUUCCAGCUGAGUGAAUGCCCAGAGCUCUGGAUGGCCCCAAGGCGAC